AUGGUUUACGCUAACACUGGCAGCAUGAGAUGCUUUGAGUGUGGGGAUAUAAAUCAUAAACGGAUUGCGUGCCCUCAUAAGGCCCAGGAUAGACAGGAAGAGACAUCUGAACACAGUGCUGCUGCUGAGGAUGUUCAGGAACAAAAUGAGCAUGUUCAGAGGUUGACUGUACUUGGCCCCUCUGGUCCUCUGGUUGUUCCUCUGGGAUCCUCCGUGGUUUUGCCUUGUUCUGUUGAUGAACUUUUAUCAGUGAAGGAUCUGGAAGUGGAAUGGAGAAGAACAGACUCUGAGACUUUAGUUCAUCUGUAUCAGGACGGUGAGAGUCGAACAGAAUCCCAGAAGCAGGAUUAUCAGGAUAGAGCUCAUUUCUUCACUGAUCAGAUUCAACAUGGAAACUUCUCCCUCCGUCUGGACAAUCUGAGAGCUGAAGAUGAGGGACAGUAUAAAUGUAAAGUUUACAUUCAGCAAGAGUCUGGUGAGACUGUGGUUCAGAUAAAAGUUAAUGCUGAGCGUUUGCUAGUAUCAGGAUCGAGUCGCUCCAUAUCUGCAUCUGUGGGUGAAGACGUCACUCUGAACUGCUCUGUAGACUCUCACAUCCCACCUGGAGACCUUGAAGAGGUUACAUGGACUAAAACAGAUGAAGAUAUUCAGGUUCUGCUCUACCAAGACAAUGAGGCACAUUCAUCAAAUGAGCGAUACAGAGACAGAGUUGAGCUCUUCCCUGCUGAAAUCCCCAAAGGAAACUUCUCUCUCAGACUAAAGAGCGUCAGAACUGAGGAUAAAGGAGUUUACAUGUGUCAGGUGUUUGCUGGAGGACUCUCAGCCAAUGCAACUGUAGUACUGGAGAGACUGGGUUUCUCUGCUUCACACAUAAUGAUCCUGAUUUUCUGUAUCUCUGCGUCUGGAUCUGCACUUCUGCUCUUCUACCUGAUCUACUGCAAAUCUCCUACUAAAGGUUUAUUUGGCCGGCAAACAUAUGACCAUUAUUUUAAUCUGGGAUCUUCAGUGGUUUUGCCCUGUCAUGUUGAUGAAUGCUUAUUAAAGAAAACAUUGAAGGUGGAAUGGAGAAGAAAAGACACAAAAACUCUGGUUCAUCUGUAUGAAGAUGGUGCGAGUCGAUCAGAGAAACAGCACAAAGAUUAUCAGGAUAGAGCUCAUUUCUUUACUGACGAUGUUCAUCGUGGAAACUUCUCCCUCCGUCUGGACAAUCUGAGAGCUGCAGAUGCUGGAGAAUACAUAUGUACAGUUCACAGUGACCUUUCUACACUGACUAGAUCAGCAGAGACCAGUUUAAAGCCACAAUUCAAAGUGAAAGGUUCCUCUGAUGAUGAGACGAUUCCUCUUGGAGGGUCAGUGGUUUUGUCCUGUCAGGUUGAUGAAAGCUUGAUACAGAGAAGUCUGAAGGUGGAAUGGAGAAGAGCAGACUCUGAGACUCUGGUUCAUCUGUAUGAAGACGGUGAGAGUCGACCGAAGAAACAGCACAAAGAUUAUCAUCACAGAGCUCAUUUCAUUACUGAGAAGAUUAAAGAGGGAAACUUCUCCAUCCGUCUAGAAAAACUGAGAGCAGAAGAUGCUGGAAAAUACACAUGUAAAGUUUACAUUGACCAGGAUUGUGUGCAUUCAGCCGACAGAGAGCUCGAGAUACUGAGGUUUAAUGUUCAGUGCCACACACUUGCUCCUCUGGGAUCUUCAGUGGUUUUGCCCUCUUAUAAAUAUAAACCUUUAUCAGUGGAGGGUCUGAAAGUGGAAUGGAGAAGAAAAGACACUCUGGUUCAUCUGUAUCAGGACGGAGAGAGUCGAGCAGAGGAACAAGAUGAAGAUUAUCAGGAUAGAGCUCAUUUCUUCACUGAUCAGAUUCAACAUGGAGACUUCUCCCUUCAUCUGGACAAUCUGAAAGCUGGAGAUGAAGGAAAAUACAUAUGUACAGUUUACAGUCAGCAGAAAUCUGUGUUUUCAGCUUGGACAAAUUUGGAACUGAAAUUACUAGUAAACAUAAAAGAGAAGCUAAGUGUCCAAGCACUUCUGGGUGAGAAGGGUACACUGGUGCACUGUGAUGCAGCUUGCUUUCUUCAUGUUUGCCGGGAAAUUGUUUUUCUUGGCGUCGGCCUGGUUGCUUUCUAUCGGCUCUGUGGACUCACAGGCUUAUUGGGAGCUGGUGCAGACGAGGCUUUAAUGAACAUGGCCUUACAGUACACCUCUUGCCAGCUCUUAUCCCUGAAGUGGAAUUACUAUCUGUCGGGGGACACCUAUGACCGCUGUGACCUGGCUGGAUUACUGCGGCCCAAGCGGUAUAUUCAUCGGAGCACAGGACGAAGCUACAUCUCUUCCUCGUCAUCCUCAAUCCCAGUUUUGAACUGCCGACGAAGGACUACACGACUGUCUUCCUCCGGGGUUGAUCUUACUAACUUUUCUGCUCUGCCGUAUGAGCGGCAUUUCUGUGAUGUGGCGUCUACAAGCCCUUUAAAAGCUGCGUUACUGAACACGCACUCUGUGAACAACAAAGCUCUAUUACUGGCGGAUUUUAUCGUGGACAAGAAGCUGGACUCGUUUUUCAUCACGGAAACAUGGCACAAACAGGACGAUGGUUUUCUUUUUAAUCAGCUGACUCCAGCGGGCUUUGGACUCAUUGACGUUUCACGAACUACAGGGUUACCAGUAGGACGAAAAUUUAAUGAAAUCAUAAUUUAUUAUGUGACUGAAUGUGAUUUAUUGUGUGUUGUCUCUCCAGACACAGUCUUUCGUCUUCAGAUGUUUCUCGUCUUCUGUCCAAAUGUUCUGAUGUUUCUAGCAUUUGUCCUCUGGGGUGUUUCUGAAGGGUCUCUGUUUGAGUCGGUCUCUUGUUGUGCUCUUUAUUUUCUGAGGCCUUUCAUGUUGCUCUGGACGGCUCCAUAUAUUAAUAAAUUCACAGGAAACAAGAAAACAUGGGUACGAGUGUUCAGUUUUAGAGCAGAAUAUAUUGUUUUCUCUGCUGUUUUUUAUUCAGUUCUGUUUAAAUCUGCCCUGGACAAGAGUCUGAAUUACACUGGAUUUGAAGGAGUCAUGAUUAUAGUCCUCUUUGUGAUUGUGAUUCUGUUCACCCUCCUCUAUAUUACUUUCUUGUUGCUGAAAUUCAAUGGUAAAUCAAGUCAGCGGAUGAUGACUAUAUUCAAUGUUCUGGCUAGUAUAAGUUUAGAUGUUCUGCCUUCACUUCAGUUCAUCCUCCUGUUCACCGCAUUUGGAUCUGCCAGAGGAGGAUUCAUCAUUGUUGCAGUUUUACCAGUGUUUACCACAGCGACGAGAUAUGACUGGAAUGCAGUAUGUGGUCAACAGAUGGGCUGUUCACCUGCGCUCAUGAGAUCAGUGUGGUUAACUCUCAUGAUGCUGAUCAAUGCUGUAUUGGUCUAUUUCUAUAUCACAGCUCUGGAAAAUGAAAAGGACCGUGUCGGAUGGGUCUGUGUGAUUGUGUUUCUCCAGACGCUCUGGACACUGGUCAACUUCACACGGUCAUUUAAAUACGUCCUCUGA
Molecule: messenger RNA, 3504 nt
Organism: Carassius auratus (goldfish)
Lineage: Eukaryota; Metazoa; Chordata; Actinopteri; Cypriniformes; Cyprinidae
Exons: 18
Coding region: 1-3504 (1167 amino acids)
Biological process (GO): T cell costimulation; immune response; cellular response to lipopolysaccharide
Cellular component (GO): external side of plasma membrane
Source: RefSeq, a predicted model, not a curated record